CUGUUCAGUUUCUUUUCAGAUUUCGUGCCGUGUGGACGGGUAAAAAGCUCUUAGUAGUGAGCAAAACCGUCGGUUCGAUUGUGCGUAGGAAUUACCCAGAAGGCUCUGCUUGCUUGAACAACAGCAGCAACAGAAAAAAAAAGUGGUGUGAGAUUUGGUUAAGGAAUAUUGGUUAACUGCAAGGGAGCUCUCACAGCUGGAAGAAAACGCUCCCUUUGUUAAGUGUUUCGAUUUUCGUGGUGGUGUUUCCAAAAAUGGUCCCGCAGUAAAAGAGAUAUUUUCUGAGCUGUGUGAAAAGUGGUGGAAAAAGUAUUGUGCAAAUUCCCCCUCUGCAAGUAGAAAAUAAGAAGAAGCAGUAGUUUAAGGCGGGGAAAAUCUUUGUGCGUGCCUCUAUUGUUUUCCGUUCGUUCCCCUGCUCGGGUUGUGCAAGUUGGAGAUUACAUAGCAUCGAAAAAUGUCCUACUGCUGGAAAGGAUUCAUUUUCACCACGGUGCUGGUGCUCGGGGUGCUAAAAUUGUCACUGGCGCAGACCACGACGCAGGCAGCGGAUACCGGAGGUGGCGCUAGAGGUUCACCCUUAUCACCCACACGGGAUGGAGGAGGCGGUCAGUGCAUUUGGUACGGUGUGUGUAACAACGAAACCCUAACCACCUCCCAGUAUUGCAACUACAGUGGGCAGGCCAAGCCGGCCGACACUCAAACGAAGAACCUGUUGAAGGUCUGGUGUAAGCAUCUGCUCGCCGAUGAGGAAGGCAUUGGUGCCAUCGAUACCUGCUGCGAUGCGGAACAGGUUCAAAUCUUAAACAACAAUGUCAAACUUGCAGCAAAUUUCCUCGCCCGAUGCCCCUCGUGCAUGGCCAACCUGGUGCGGCACAUGUGUGACUUCACCUGCAAUCCAAAGCAGUCCACCUUCAUGGAAGUGAAGGCGACCGAAAUUAAUGAAAUUACCAAAAAAGACUACAUCACCGAAAUCGAUCUGCACAUCGCGGAGCAGUACCUGAAUGGCACGUACGGCUCAUGCAAUCAGGUCUCGGUUCCGGCCACCGGUCAACUGGCACUGGACAUCAUGUGCGGCGAGUGGGGCGCUUCCCGGUGUAGCGCCAAGAAGUGGUUCAACUUCAUGGGUACCAAGGAUGGAAACGCCUUUGUGCCCUUCCAGAUCAACUACAUCGCCCACCAAAACAACAGCGAUAGCACGUUCGUACCGUUGAAACCGCGGGUUGUUCCAUGCAGCGAAAAGUUGGAUAAUAAAACUCCUGCCUGUUCGUGCAUUGACUGCGAUGCGUCCUGUCCGCGACCACCGCCCCCGGUACCCCCACCGCAGCCAUUCGUGAUCUACGGCUUCGAUGGAUACGCCGUGGUCAUGUUCUUUGUGUUUCUCGUCUGCAGCGGGCUGUUCGUGAUCGGCGCAUGCCUCUGCCAGUCCGGGAACAACAACGGUGCCGAACUACUGGUGCCUGGUGACACAUUGCACUCGGACCUGCGCUCGACCGUGGGUCGCCGUUUGGCCGAAGGACUAUCUAACAGUGGCGACUUGGGCACCGAUCGCGAAGAUUCGCCCCUACAAUCGAAGAGAUCCAGUGCAACAUGGGAUGGCGAACAGGAACUCCGCCCGCAUCCGAGUGCCAUCAACGGGGACGACGAUGACGAAGCCGGUUACUUCGAGCGAUUGGGUGCCAAGACGGAAACCGCGCUGGAGAAGUUCUUCACCAUUUGGGGCACCACCUGUGCCAAGCAUCCCUGGAUCGUGCUGCUGUUUGGUCUCCUGUUCAUCGUGGCCAUGGGAUUCGGUAUCAAGUUCCUGCACAUCACCACCAACCCUGUCGAGCUGUGGGCAUCGCCAAACUCGCGGUCCCGCGUCGAGCGCGAAUACUUUGAUUCACACUUUGAACCCUUCUACCGAAUCGAGCAACUCAUCAUCAAAGCGGAGAACCUCUCCAACGUGGUCCACAACACUUCCAACGGUGCAAUAGUGUUUGGACCGGUUUUCAACAAACAGUUCCUGUUGGAUGUGUUCGAACUGCAGCAAUCGAUCAAAAAUAUUGAAGCGACCAUGGAAAACAACAGUACGGUUGGAUUGCAGGACAUUUGCUUCGCACCUCUUACGGCGGACUACCGGGGUCCCACCGAGACAGAAGAUUGUGUAGUGCAAUCGCUGUGGGGUUACUUCCAGGAUGACGUUGACACUUUUGAGGAAGAAGAUGAAGACACGCAAGGGUUUUCGGUAACCUACCUCGACAGAUUGAUGCAAUGUUUUGGCAAUCCGUACAAUCCGUUGUGUUUGGCUCCGUAUGGUGGGCCGGUGGAUCCCGCUAUUGCUCUCGGUGGCAUCCCGCAACCAUCGUCAGCCGAUGUGAAACCUAAAUAUGAGAAUGCAAAUGCCGUGAUAUUGACCUUCCUGGUAAGGAACUACCAUGACAAAAGUAAACUGACGGCUGCACUGGCUUGGGAAGAGAGCUACGUGGCAUUUAUGAAGAACUGGACGCGGGCAAACAUGAGCAUUGCCUUCACCUCAGAGCGAUCGAUCGAAGACGAACUGCGACGGGAAUCCCAAUCGGAUGUUUCGACUAUUCUUGUUUCGUACAUCAUCAUGUUUGCCUACAUUGCUGUUUCGCUGGGGCAUGUGAAUCAGUGGAAUCGAGCGUUGAUCGAUUCGAAGAUCACGUUGGGCCUCGGUGGUGUAGUGAUCGUACUGGCCUCAGUGGUAGCUUCUGUGGGUAUCUUCGGCUACAUCGGACUUCCGGCAACGCUGAUCAUCGUUGAAGUCAUCCCGUUCUUGGUUCUCGCUGUCGGAGUAGAUAAUAUUUUCAUUCUCGUUCAGACCCAUCAGAGAGACACUAAAAAGCCAACGGAAACUCACGCGGAACACAUAGGACGAAUUCUGGGCCGUGUAGGACCAUCGAUCCUAUUGACGGCGGUCAGUGAAAGCUGUUGUUUCUUCCUGGGUGGCCUUUCCGAUAUGCCUGCUGUUCGUGCCUUCGCCUUGUACGCCGGUAUGGCCUUACUGAUUGACUUUUUCCUACAAAUCACCUGCUUCGUGAGUCUGCUGGCUCUGGAUACUGCUAGGCAAGCUGACAAUCGGUAUGAUGUGCUAUUUUUCCUGCGAGGCUCCAAGAAGGACGUUCCAGUCAAUGCCAACAAGGAAGGUCUGCUGUACAAGUUCUUCAAGAGCAUCUAUGUGCCUUUCAUCAUGCAGAAACCGAUUCGCGUGGGAGUGAUGGUUGUGUUCUUCGGGUGGCUAUGCUGGAGCAUUUCCGUUGCUCCGCAUAUCGAUAUUGGUUUGGAUCAGGAACUCUCCAUGCCCGGUGAUAGCUUUGUGCUCAAAUACUUCCGCUAUCUCGGUCAGUAUCUUAGCAUUGGACCACCGAUGUACUUUGUUGUGAAGAGUGGACUGAACUAUUCGCAACCGUACGAUCAGAAUUUGAUAUGCGGUGGACAGCACUGUAAUCUGGAUAGCUUGUCGACCCAGGUGUACAUCGCUAGCAGACGUCCGGAGGAAACUUACAUCUCACGCCCAGCUGCAUCCUGGUUAGACGACUACAUCGAUUGGUCCGUGGCCUCGGAUUUCUGCUGUAAGCAGUACCCUAACGGAUCGUUCUGCCCUCAUGACCAGUCCUGUGGAAAAUGUUCGAUCAACAUGACCUCUUGGAAUCGACCAAACGAGCCGAGCUUCCAGCGAUACGUAUCCUUCUUCCUGCAGGACAACCCAGAUGCAGAUUGCGCUAAAGCCGGCCAUGCAGCGUAUGGAAGCGCAGUUAACCUCAAAUCGAUACCCAGCAGUAAGAACAGCGAGGUUGGCGCUUCCUACUUUAUGGCAUAUCACACCAUCCUGAAGACGUCGUCCGAUUACUACGAAGCGUUGCGUUCCGCUCGGAAAGUUUCCGCCAACAUUACCAGCACCAUCCAAGCCAAGUUACGGCUGGAAGGGCGAAGUGAAGCGGAAAUUCAAGAGGUUGAAGUAUUCCCGUAUUCGGUGUUCUACGUGUUCUACGAACAGUAUUUGACCAUGUGGCCGGACACGCUCAAGAGCAUGGGCAUUUCGGUACUGGCCAUCUUUAUCGUGACAUUCCUGCUGAUGGGCUUCGACAUCCAUUCGUCGGUGGUGGUCGUCAUAACGAUCACGAUGAUUGUCAUCAACAUCGGUGGGCUGAUGUACCACUGGAGCAUCUCGCUGAAUGCCGUCUCGCUGGUGAAUCUGGUGAUGGCAGUCGGCAUCAGUGUGGAGUUCUGCUCCCAUCUGGUGCACAGUUUCUCCGUUUCGCUGGAGGAGACCCGGGAGAAACGGGCAGCCGAUGCACUGACCAAAAUGGGCAGCUCGGUGUUCUCCGGCAUCACGCUGACCAAGUUCGGGGGAAUCCUGGUGCUAGGGUUCGCCCAGAGCCAGAUCUUCCAGGUGUUCUACUUUAGGAUGUAUCUGGGCAUUGUGCUGUACGGUGCCGCCCAUGGUCUCGUGUUCCUGCCGGUCCUGCUGAGCUACAUCGGCGCCCCCAUCAACAAGGUGAAACUGGCCAACCACCGACGGCAGGCGAUGCAGGACACCCAGGAAACGUCACUCUCAACCCGCUGGGAUGAAAGAAUCUUUAUGUUUGACCAAGUCGAAGCCGAUGUCCAUGGCGUGAUGUAUCGCAGAAGACGUUCCAACGACGACGUCGCCUCCCGCAACACCAACCCUGAAAUUGAGAACGAUGAUGAUGACGAAGAUGAAGAUGAGAACUACCAAAGCCGUCACUACUACCAGCCACAGCAACACUGGCAGCAGCAGCAGCAACAACAACAACAACGAGAGCAGCAGUCGGCUCUGGACCAACAACAACAACAACAACAAGAGCAACCGUUCUACGACAUCAGUGGAACCUACGGGCAGCAGCAAUACCACCCCAACCAAUACGACACGCGAGCAUUCGUCCAUUCGGAAGCGUAUACAGAACAACUUACCGAACCUCUUCUGCAACCAUCAACCAGUAAACGCAGCUCCGCGCACCGACCUGUAAGUAACACCUCCCCAUCAGGAUCAGGUAACUCUAGCACCUCCACCAGCUCUUCCUCUUCGACCAGAAGGCAACAGCGGAGGAAAGGCCCCCCCGGGGCAGCAUCAGCAGCAAUCGACGACAAACAUGUGAUACUCGAUGACGAAUCAGUAGUAAGUGCUGCGGCUGCCACCGCCGCCGCCGAAGCGAGCAUCGACUAACGUAGUGUAUGACUACAGCAAACUAGCCGUAUUUUUAGUAGACGCCAUAGGCAGGGGUUUUGAGUGAACAGAGAACAGUGAAAACUUUUUUUGUACUAAUCCGACUUGUUGACGCUGGUUCAUCAACAUUCUUUCGAAAAUUUUCACAUUUUGGAAAACAAAAGAAAAACGUAAUCAAUGACUAAAUCGAGAUCUCUGUUUUCUUUGAGAUACAACAACAGUAGACCUGGUGCAUGAGAGCGUGUGCGAUAUCAAGUAGCAGAAGAGAAGAUAGAAACCAACCUUAUAUUUGAUAGGAGCGAAUGGAGCAUACGAGCGGAAACAGGAAGAAGAAACGUUCAUAUGUAUAACUAUAUAUUAACAUCUAGGGACGGUAAAUAUUUUGUACCAAAUAAACAAUCAUCUAAAAUUAAAAACAAAACUAGCAGUUUAAGGAGUUGAGGAAACAGCGGAUGAAAGAGCGGAAAAGGGAAAAUAUUCUUAUGAGUAAAUUUCGAACAGCGAACUGUUACACGUUGAUGAAGGUAGGUCGAAAAUGUAAAGGAAUAGGGAAAUUCCGGCUCGUUCUGAUAGACGAUCGGUAGUUGAUAUGUUUUGGAUAGGGAAAUUUAAUAGGGAACGUUAUCGCAGCAAUGGGGGGGCAAGCGAGCAGCAGAAGCGGUUAUAAAUUUAAACUGAACCAUUAUACUGUAAAUGUCUAUAGGGAAUAAUCAAAUUGAAGAAAAGGCUAGUUUAUAGUUUUGUAAGAAGAUAUAUGGCACCCAAAAACACAACACACAUUAGUACACACACACACACACACACACACGCUCUAUAACCGAUACCUAAAUGUUACUGCGAGGUUCCUCCUGGUACUCGUUGGGGCGGAGUGAGUGCUUCUGAAUUGGAGUCGCUUAAGCGGGGACGUGUCCAACCGCGGAGAAGAAAAGUUUGGUGUAGGGUGUAAUGAAAGUGCUAGUUGAUUGCCUUAUUCUUCCGUUCCUGUUUGCGUUAAUCGGUGGUUAUCGUUUGAUUGGAGUGGCAGUAUUUUGUUGACAGAUUGAAUGGGUUGAAGACUUGGUACUUGUUUUGGCAAAUUUGAUAAGUGUAUGGCAACGGGGGGGCAAUCUUUUGGGUAUCCAGAGCCCAGAGGUGCUAUGUGACCUAACUGUGAUGAAAAUGUAAUGAGCCUGCACUGGAAAAAUACGUUGAAAUAAGAAAUGAUAUAAUAGAUGGUGAGAGUGUAAAAAGUGCAUUACCACGCUUUGUCGUAUCUCAGAAACAAAACAUCGAGGAUGACUCAGUAAUUUCAUUCAGGUGGUCUGAACGUCACAAAGUAUGAGACAAAUUUCUACUACAUUGUCUCGAAAGUAGAUUAAACUGUGGUUAGUGGUACGCCUCCCCCUGGAAAAGAAAUAAAAACCCGUAAAGGAGAGGUUUAUCGGAUGCUUUGCACUUUUCCCACAGGUAAAGAAAGCUCUCAAUUAACAACUGUGGAAGUGCUAAAAGAACACUAAGUUGAGAGCCGGCGUAAAGUCUCAGUAGGGACGUAAUCAAGCC
Ochlerotatus camptorhynchus is the source of this 6727-nucleotide messenger RNA. RefSeq names its product Niemann-Pick type C-1a (gene Npc1a). The record is from RefSeq and is a predicted model, not a curated record. Gene Ontology annotation, cellular component: plasma membrane. Lineage: Eukaryota; Metazoa; Arthropoda; Insecta; Diptera; Culicidae. Bases 455 to 5188 code for a protein of 1577 amino acids. Gene Ontology annotation, molecular function: cholesterol binding; lipid carrier activity. The transcript has 12 exons. Gene Ontology annotation, biological process: cholesterol homeostasis; intestinal cholesterol absorption.